Notothenia coriiceps (black rockcod) is the source of this 551-nucleotide messenger RNA. RefSeq names its product piezo-type mechanosensitive ion channel component 1-like. The transcript has 5 exons. The record is from RefSeq and is a predicted model, not a curated record. Gene Ontology annotation, molecular function: mechanosensitive monoatomic ion channel activity. Gene Ontology annotation, cellular component: membrane. Lineage: Eukaryota; Metazoa; Chordata; Actinopteri; Perciformes; Nototheniidae. Bases 51 to 551 code for a protein of 166 amino acids.
UUCCUUUUCUCUGUGUGUUUCAGAUCCUGGCGUGUGUGUUUGUGUUUGAGAUGCAGAAGAGCUUCUGUUGGGUGAUUCAACUCUUCAGCCUGGUGUGCACGGUCAAAGGAUACUAUGACCCAAAAGCAGUGAGUGAUAAGACGUGCAGCCUCCCGGUGGAGGAGGCGGGCGUCAUCUGGGACAGCAUUUGCUUCCUGUGCCUGCUGCUACAGAGGAGGGUCUUCCUCAGUUUCUACUUCCUGCAUGUGACCGCAGAGCUGCAGGCCUCUGCCAAACAGGCCUUCAGGGGGUUCGAGCUCUUCAGAGCCAGCAUCGUGAAGAACAUCAAGUUCCACCAACAGGUUGAGAGGAAGUCUCUGUCACAGCUCAAGAGAUCGAUGCAGAGGAUUCGCUCCAAGCAGCAGAAGUAUAAAGGUGGACACAAAACAAGUGAAGACUCUACUGAGAGUCACACUGCUGAGGCCAAGAGAGGCAAGAGGGGUUCCAGGAAGAAGUGGCACCAGCCGUGGAUGGACCAUGCUUCAGGUGAUGCAAACAUUAUCUAUCUUUGA